Lytechinus variegatus (green sea urchin) is the source of this 3793-nucleotide messenger RNA. RefSeq names its product endoplasmin-like. Gene Ontology annotation, biological process: protein folding. Lineage: Eukaryota; Metazoa; Echinodermata; Echinoidea; Temnopleuroida; Toxopneustidae. Gene Ontology annotation, molecular function: ATP hydrolysis activity; ATP-dependent protein folding chaperone; ATP binding. The record is from RefSeq and is a predicted model, not a curated record.
UGAGUGAAAUACACGUAAGCGUUCAGCGAGCGACGAAGGAAAGGCUGAGGCCUAGCUUUGCAGGUGUUCGUCUUCAAUUUGUGACAUUUCUGUGUUUGGAGUCAGUCAAAAUGGGGAAGAAAUUUUGGCUUUUGGCUGUGAUAGGUGUUCUGCUGUUUUCAGCAUGUGCGUUAGCAGCAGAAGAAGAUGAGGGAGAUGCAAUUGUAGAAGAUGAUAUUGGCAAGAGUCGUGAUGGAUCCAAAACUGAUGACGAAGUUGUUGCCAGAGAGGAGGAAGCAAUCAAACUGGAUGGACUGAAUGUUGCUCAAAUGAAAGAGUUGCGUGAUUCGGCGGAAAAACACAUAUUCCAGGCUGAGGUCAAUCGCAUGAUGAAACUCAUCAUCAAUUCACUGUAUAGGAACAAGGAGAUUUUCUUGCGUGAGUUGAUCUCCAAUGCCUCCGAUGCGUUGGAUAAGAUCAGAUUGACAUCAUUGACUGAUAAAUCAGCUUUAGAUGCGACAGAAGAACUCUCCAUUAAGAUAAAGGCCGACAAAGAUAAUCACAUGCUUCAUGUUACCGAUACUGGUGUGGGUAUGACCAAGAAUGACCUCAUCAACAACCUUGGAACUAUCGCCAAAUCAGGAACCAGCGAAUUCUUUGAGAAACUUUCUGAAAUGGAUUCAUCCGAAGCUACCGAUCUGAUUGGUCAGUUUGGGGUCGGUUUCUACUCGUCUUUCUUGGUUGCCGAGCGCGUUAUCGUCACAUCAAAACACAAUGCUGAUGAACAGUACAUCUGGGAAUCAGACUCUGCCGAGUUCAGCGUCAAUAAGGACCCCCGUGGAGACACGCUCAAACGUGGAACUACCAUCAGUCUUUUACUGAAGGAGGAGGCCUAUGAUUUCUUAGAAGCAGACACCAUUGAGAAACUUGUCAAGAAAUACAGUCAGUUCAUCAAUUUCCCCAUCUACCUUUGGGCAAGCAAGACUGAGACGGUUGAAGAACCUAUUGAUGAAGAUGAGGAAGAAGCUGCUGAGGAGGAAGAAAAGACAGAAGAUGAAGAUGUUGAGGUAGAGGAGGAGACAGAAGAGGAAGAAAAACCAAAGACCAAGAAAGUUGAAAAGACCACAUGGGACUGGAGAUUGAUGAAUGAGAACAAACCCAUCUGGACUAGAGCGCCCAAAGACAUCACUGACGAUGAAUACGAGGAAUUCUACAAAUCUUUUACCAAAGAGAGCGAUGCACCCAUGUCUAAGACUCAUUUCUCGGCAGAAGGCGAGGUCACAUUCAGGUCCAUCCUCUUUGUCCCCAAGAAGGCACCAAACCAGAUGUUCCAGGACUAUGGCAAGAAGUUUGAUAACAUUAAGCUUUAUGUACGUCGUGUAUUCAUCACCCAUGACUUUGAAGACAUGAUGCCCAAGUAUCUUAGCUUCAUCAAAGGUGUGGUGGAUUCUGACGAUCUUCCUCUCAAUGUAUCCCGUGAAACACUCCAGCAGCACAAACUACUCAAGGUCAUCAAGAAAAAGCUUGUUAGGAAGACUCUUGAUAUGCUGAAGAAGAUGGACCCUGAUGAAUACCUAGAGAGCUUCUACAAGGAAUACGGAGUCAGUCAAGCUGGGAAUCAUCGAAGACCACAGCAACAGGUCCAGGCUGGCCAAACUUGUCAGGUUUUACUCUCUAACUCUGACACAGAAUUGACUAGUCUACAGGAUUAUCUGGAGCGGAUGAAGGAGAAGCAAGAGGUCAUCUAUUUUGUUGCGGGAACCAGUAGGAAAGAGGUGGAAUCUUCACCGUUUGUUGAGCGACUCCUGAAGAAGGGCUACGAGGUCCUCUACCUGACGGAGCCUGUCGACGAGUACUGUAUCCAAUCCCUGCCGGAGUUUGAGGGCAAGAAGUUCCAGAACGUUGCCAAGGAAGGACUGAAGAUUGAUGGAGAAGACUCCGAAGCUGCCAAGGAAAGGAGGGAGGAGAUGGAGGCCAAAUUUGAACCCCUUCUUAAAUGGCUCAAAGACACAGCUUUGGGAGAUCAGAUCAAGGAUGCCAAGCUCUCCAACCGCCUCAGUGACUCUCCUUGCGCCUUGGUCGCUAGUCAGUAUGGCUGGUCAGGAAACAUGGAACGUAUCAUGAAGGCACAAGCAUACGCACAAGCUAACAAUCCUAAACAGAGUGAGUACUAUGCCUCACAGAAGAAGACUCUUGAAGUGAACCCCAGGCAUCCCCUGAUCAAGACACUCCUAGAGAAGGUGGAAGCUGAUGCGGAAGACGAGACGGCGAAGGAUCUCGCUGUGGUCAUGUUUGAAACGGCUACCCUGCGAUCAGGUUUUGUCCUUCCCGACUCGGCUGCCUUCGCCGGCAGGAUAGAAAGGAUGCUGAAGAUGAGUAUGAACCUUGACCCCAAUGAAAAGGUGGAAGAGGAACCAGAAUAUGAAGAUGAGACAGAGGAAGAGGAGGAGGAUGAAGAGGAAGAAUUAUCAGAUGACGAUGAAGAAUAUGAUGAUAGCCAGGAAGAAACAGAAGAAGAUAUUGAGACACACGACGAGCUCUGAUGAGAGGGAACGCGAGGGAGACACCAUUGUAGAUACAGAUUAGAGGUGUCACUGAGAGGACUAACUUAUCAUAUGUAUAUCUGGACAUCAAAAUGCAUUACUCACAUGAAAGUAAUAAUGUGGGACUGUGACUGAAAAGAAGAGCUUGGAAUGGAAAUCAUCAGAACCACUCAUCGCUCGAUGGAGAAUGUUUGUUGGAGCAGGAAUCUGGUCGAGGGGCCCUUUUGCAUCAACACCUGUUAUCAAUGGCACGUUUCUCAGCACUGUUAUAAGCUACUGAAACCCCGUCCGUUGAUUGGCUAAGAAUGAAUUUACUGUAGAUUUUUUGGCUUUUUGUUAUUGAUAACGAGUUUUUGCAACAGGGCCCAAAUAACCGUGAGAAGGGAGUAUUUCACCAACAUCAGAACACCCACUUUUGUUUCAUGUUCUCAUGUAUUAGUAUCUCAAUUAUCACAACAAGCAAUCUUUUUUUUUUCGAGGCCAAAUUAUCAGUUAUUAAAAAACACAAAUAUCUCUAACACCACCUUGUAUGAAUACAAUGUUUUAUUGAAUUACUAUUGAUUAUAAUUUGAAAAAUUUGUUGCAAAAUUUAUGUAUACAAGAGAUUUUAUGAAAUUAUGCAUUCUACUACCAAUUUAGUAGUUCAGUGUUUUGCAAUUUUGUAGAUCACAUGUUCAAUGUUCUUUGUCUUCAGAUUUUGUUCUUGUGAAAAAAUCAAAAGAUUUGUUUGGUUACGGACAUUUCAUCAAUUUUAUAUUUAUUUAUUGAUAUCAAAAUUCUCUUUGCACAACAUUCACUAUUUCUGGUAAUAUUUCUAGUAAUUUCUAAGGCAGGUUUGUUCAUCUAAAAAGAGCAGCGUUUUCUUCGCUCACUAUUUUUUACGGGAUUUGGCAAUUUUGUAGGUGUUGAAUUAAAACAUCAAGGAAUGUAAAAUUAAUCGGCUAAUCAUAGUGAUAUCUAUAACUAAUGCUAAACUGUCCUGGUGUAUACUUACAGGUAUCUCAUCAUAUUUUAGCUGUUGCUAAGAUACAUUUAAUACUCAAAUUUAUAUAAUCUGCUAGUCAUUUAGUCUUGUGUGCAAGUUAACAAUGACAACGGAAGAGAAUAGGGCAUUGGGAGCAUACGUUUUUAAAACAUUUUGUUUUUAUUGACAAGUAAAGCUCUGGUGAUAUUUUGCCAAAUCCCUUUUUUUUUCUUGAUUCAAUUUUUCAGCGACUCUAAUUUUUGGGAUAGAUGUUUUCUUGCCGUUAUUUUUCUCCCGAUUGUCAAAA